Messenger RNA from Malania oleifera, 2048 nucleotides. RefSeq names its product signal recognition particle subunit SRP54, chloroplastic. NCBI's taxonomy places the organism in Eukaryota, Viridiplantae, Streptophyta, Magnoliopsida, Santalales, Ximeniaceae. The record is from RefSeq and is a predicted model, not a curated record. Gene Ontology annotation, molecular function: 7S RNA binding; GTP binding; GTPase activity. Gene Ontology annotation, biological process: SRP-dependent cotranslational protein targeting to membrane. The coding region runs from base 91 to 1803 and encodes 570 amino acids. The transcript is spliced from 15 exons. Gene Ontology annotation, cellular component: signal recognition particle.
UAGAACGGUCGAUUAGACUUUGACAGUGGAUAGAAUUGGAGAGAGAGAGAGAGAGAGAGAGAGCUUCUGAACCUGCCGUUGCUUCCCACCAUGGAAGCUAUGCCUUUCUCGGCGGUUGCAUCCCGCCAUAUCUCUGCCUCUUCUCCUUCUUUGUCAACACACAGAAGCCUCUGCAGCUCCAGAAAUUGUAGAAGCAACUCAUGCUCCUCCUGGACGAGUUCAAACCUCUCCACCGUGCUCCCUCCGAGAAACUUGUUUACUAGGCAGAUUUGGGGUUGGGUGAAUUCCAAGAGAUCUAGUGUUAGAAGAAAAAUGCGCGGCGUCGUCAGAGCGGAAAUGUUUGGGCAGCUGACUAGUGGUCUCGAAGCAGCUUGGAACAAGCUUAAAGGAGAAGAGGUUUUGACCAAGGAAAAUAUUGCUGAACCUAUGCGAGAAAUUAGGAGAGCUCUUCUAGAAGCCGAUGUAAGCCUUCCUGUUGUGAGAAGAUUUGUACAGGCUGUGAGUGAUCAAGCUGUUGGUCUUGGCUUGAUCAGGGGAGUGAGACCAGAUCAGCAGUUGGUCAAACUUGUGCAUGAUGAACUUGUGAAGUUGAUGGGUGGAGAGGUAUCUGAACUUGUUUUUACAAAAUCUGGCCCCACAGUAAUAUUGCUGGCUGGUCUGCAAGGUGUUGGAAAGACAACUGUGUGUGCAAAGUUGGCUUUGUAUCUUAAAAAGCAGGGGAAAAGUUGCAUGCUGGUAGCUGGUGAUGUAUAUAGACCUGCUGCAAUUGACCAACUUGUCAUUUUAGGUGAACAGGUGGGUGUGCCUGUUUAUACAGCAGGGACUGAGGUUAAACCUUCAGAAAUAGCCAGGCAAGGUUUAGCAGAGGCCAAAAAGAAGAACACAGAUGUGGUCAUAGUGGAUACUGCUGGAAGACUUCAGAUCGACAGAGCGAUGAUGGAUGAAUUGAAAGAAGUGAAGGCAGCAUUGAAUCCAACUGAAGUUUUGCUUGUCGUGGAUGCAAUGACUGGACAAGAAGCUGCAGCCUUGGUCACAACAUUCAAUCUUGAGAUUGGGAUUACUGGUGCCAUUUUGUCAAAGCUGGAUGGCGAUUCUAGAGGUGGAGCAGCUUUGAGUGUUAAAGAGGUGUCAGGAAAGCCAAUCAAGCUGGUAGGACGGGGAGAGCGUAUGGAGGACCUUGAACCUUUCUACCCUGAUCGUAUGGCAGGACGCAUCUUAGGAAUGGGAGAUGUUCUCUCUUUUGUGGAGAAGGCCCAAGAAGUUAUGCGCCAAGAAGAUGCUGAAGAAUUGCAAAAAAAGAUAAUGAGUGCAAAAUUUGACUUUAAUGACUUCUUAAAGCAAACUCGUGCUGUUGCACGAAUGGGCUCCAUGACUCGUGUUAUUGGAAUGAUCCCUGGUAUGGGGAAGGUGACGCCUGCACAAAUUCGAGAAGCAGAGAGGAGUCUGAAGAUAAUGGAAGCUAUGAUUGAAGCAAUGACUCCUGAGGAAAGGGAGAAACCGGAAUUGUUGGCAGAAUCUCCUACUCGGAGGAAGAAGAUUGCCCAAGACUCUGGGAAAACAGAGCAGCAGGUAAGCCAACUUGUUGCACAAAUUUUCCAAAUGCGUGUUCGUAUGAAGAAUUUAAUGGGUGUAAUGGAAGGAGGAUCUAUUCCUGCACUUAGUAAUCUUGAGGAGUCGCUUAAAGCAGCGCAGAAGGCACCACCUGGUACUGCAAGGAGGAAGAGGAGGUCUGUGUCAAGAAGUCAAUUUCCGGACACAGCACCAGAUAGGCCAAGGCCUCGUGGUUUUGGGGCCAGAAACUGAGAACCCAACUUUUGCAUAUGGACACCCCAAUGGAAACUUGGGUUGAUGAAUUGUUAGCAGUCUGCUUAAUGCUUAUUUGCACGUCUCCAGCUGCCAUUCUCACUGUGAAUUCUAUGGUUGUAUAAAAGAUGUUCCUAUGACAGGUACCCUAACCAAAUGCUGUAUAUUUGAACAUUGCUGGAGCACUUCAUUUGAGAGACUUGUGCUUGAAAUAGUUGUAAAAAAAAAAAAAAAGAUGUUAGCAA